Messenger RNA from Moesziomyces aphidis, 3660 nucleotides. The record is from the annotation of a GenBank genome assembly. NCBI's taxonomy places the organism in Eukaryota, Fungi, Basidiomycota, Ustilaginomycetes, Ustilaginales, Ustilaginaceae.
AUGCGUAUCGAGGAACUCAUCAUCGACGGCUUCAAGUCGUAUCCCGUGCGCACGCACGUCUCCGGCUUCGAUGCCUCGUUCAAUGCCAUCACCGGCCUCAACGGCUCGGGCAAGUCCAACAUCCUCGACUCAAUCUGCUUUGUACUUGGCAUCACCAACCUCACUGCCGUGCGCGCAAACAACCUCCAGGACCUCAUCUACAAGCGUGGCCAGGCCGGCAUCACCAAGGCCUCCGUCACCAUCGUCUUUGACAACACCGACCGCAAAAAAUCGCCAGUGUCGUUCGAAAACUGCCCGCAGAUCACAGUGACCCGCCAGAUCGCCAUGGGGGGCGCCAGCAAGUACCUCAUCAACGGCCACAAGGCCACGCAGCAGGCGGUGCAGAACAUGUUUCAGAGCGUCCAGCUCAACAUCAACAACCCCAACUUCCUCAUCAUGCAGGGCAAGAUCACAAAGGUGCUCAACAUGAAGCCCGCAGAGAUCCUCUCCAUGAUCGAAGAGGCGGCUGGAACGCGCAUGUUCGAGGAUCGCAAGGACAAGGCCAUCAAGACCAUGGCCAAGAAGGAUCAGAAGGUCAAGGAGAUCACCGCGCUGCUCGAGGAGGAGAUCACGCCCAAGCUCGACAAGCUCCGCGAGGAGAAGCGAUCCUUCCUCGAGUACCAGAAGGCCACCACCGAACUCGACCGCCUCACGCGUCUCGCCAAGGCCUACGAGUGGCAGCAGUUCUGUGCAAAGUACGAAGAGCGCAAGGCCCUCGUCGACCGCAAGUCCCAGGACGUACAGGACCGUCAGGACGAAGCCGAGGCGCUCAAACGCCAGAUCGAGAGCAUCGAGAGGGAGCUCGCACAGAUCGAAAAGAAGAAGGAGGCAGAGAUGACCAAGGGCGGCAAACUCCAGGCGCUCGUCAACCAGAGCAAGGAGCUUCAGCACGACCUCGUCAAGCGCAAGACCAACGUCGAUCUCAAGAUGGGCUCGGUCGACGAGGAGCGCAAGAAGCUCCAGGCGGACCAGGUCUCGCUCGACGCGCUCCACCAGACGCUCAAAGACAAGGAAGCUGAGCUCAUCGACCUUUCCGGCUCCUUCUCCAAGCUCAAGGCCGACUACGACGCUGCGGUCGCCGACGUGACCAAGCAGGACGAGCUGCUGCAGACGCUGCUCACCGGCAUGGCAUCCUCGUCCAAGUCCAAGGCCGGCGAGGCCUCGGCAGGCGGCUACAUGGGCCAAAUCGCCUCGGCGCGCGCCGAGGACACCGAGAUCGAGCAGUCCAAGCUGCGCAUCGGCCACCUGGAGAAGGAGGUCAAGCAGAAGGAGCCGCUCGCCCGCAAGGCGCAGAAGGAUGCAGCGGGACUCUUGGGCGAGCUCGAGUCGUCGCGUGCGGCAGUGCAGCAGCUCGAGGCGCACAUGCAGAAGCUCGGCUGGGACGACGACAAGGAAAAGUCGCUGCUGCAGUCCAAGUCCGAGUGGAGCCGGCGCGUCGCCGAUCUGCUCGAGCGCAAGGAGGCGCUCAAGUCCAGGCUCGCCGGCAUGGACUUCCAGUACGCCGAUCCCGAGCCCAACUUUGACCGCUCGCGCGUCAAGGGUCUCGUCGCCUCGCUCGUCCAGCUCGACCAGGACAAGCACAAGUACUCGACCGCGCUCGAGAUCUGCGCGGGCGGCCGCCUGUACAAUGUCGUCGUCGAGGACGAAAAGGUGGGCUCCAAGCUGCUCGCCCACGGCCAGCUCCGGAAACGCGUCACGCUCAUCCCGCUCAACAAGAUCAACGCGUUUGUCGCCAGCGCCGAAAAGGUGGGCGCAGCGCAGAGGCUGGCGCCGGGCAAGGUGGACCUGGCGCUCACGCUCGUCGGCUACGACGACGAGGUGAGCCGCGCGAUGGAGUACGUGUUUGGCAACACGCUCGUGUGCGCCGACGCGGCGACGGCCAAGCGCGUCACCUUUGACAAUGCGGUGCGCAUGAAGAGCGUCACGCUCGACGGCGACGUAUACGACCCGGCGGGCACGCUCUCGGGCGGCAGCAAGCCCAGCACGGGCGGCGUGCUGGUCAAGAUGCAGGACCUGAUCAAGAUCGAGCGUGCGCUCAAGGAGGCGCAGGCCGAGCUCGCCAAGGUCGAGGCGCAGAUGCACGCGGCCAAGGCGCACAUGGCCAGCUUCUCCAAGGCCAAGCGCGAUGUCGAGCUCCAGCGGCACCAGGUGACGCUGCUCGAGUCGCAGAUCAGCGGAUCCAACGCCACGCGCAUCAUCGCCGAGGUGGACAAGGCCAAGGCGGCGAUCGGCGAGCUGCGCGAGGCCAUCGAGGCGGCCAGGACGCGCCAGCAGGAGGCGGCCAGGGAGGCCAAGCGGCUGGAAAAGGAGAUGGACGAGUUUGACAAGAACAAGGACUCGAAGCUCGACGAGCUCAAGGCGGACCUCAAGCGCAAGAAGGCCGAGGUGGCGAAGCGCAGCGGCGAGAUCAAGGCGCGCCAGGGCGAGGUGCGUACCUUGGAGCUCGAGCUGGAGCAGACGCGCGGCGAGAUCACGGCGUGCGAAAAGACGAUCGCCGAGGGCGAGCGGGCGAUCGGCAAGGUGGAGAAGGAGCUGGCGGCGAUGCAGCAGGAGCUCGAGACGCUGCAGGCAGGUGUGGAGCGAGUCGAGGCCAAGCUGAGCGAGGAGCGUGCGACGCUGUCGGGCUACGACGACGAGCUGACGGCGCUGCGGUCUGCGCUCAAGUCCAAGAAGCAGGAGAUCGCGGAUGGUGCGCUGGCGAUCAAGCAGCUGACGCACGAGCGCGAGAAGCUGGUGACGGACGUGGCCGGGUUGGAAAAGUCGAUCGCGCAGCUGGAGAACCAGUUUGAGUGGAUCGCGACCGAGCAGCGCUUCUUCGGGCAGGCGGGCACGGUGUACGACUUUGGCAAGCACAACAUGGCCGACGUGCGCAAGCGGUGCAAGAAGCUCGAGGAGACGCAGCAGGGGAUGCGCAAGAAGGUGAAUCCCAAGGUGCUCUCGAUGAUCGAGGGUGUCGAGAAGAAGGAGUCGACGCUCAAGACCAUGCUCUCCACCGUGCUCAAGGACAAGGGCAAGAUCGAAGACACGAUCACCGAGCUGGACCGCUACAAGCGCGAUGCGCUGCACAACACCUGGACCAAGGUCAACGCCGAUUUCGGGUCGAUCUUUGGCGAGCUGCUGCCGGGCAAUACGGCCAAGCUGCAGCCUCCGGAGGGGCAGGAGCUGACGCAGGGACUCGAGGUCAAGGUGCGUCUGGGCACCGUGUGGAAGCAGAGUUUGACCGAGCUGUCGGGCGGGCAGAGGAGUCUGAUUGCGCUCAGCCUCAUCAUGAGUCUGCUGCAGUUCAAGCCGGCGCCGAUGUACAUCCUGGACGAGAUCGAUGCGGCGCUCGACCUGAGCCACACGCAGCACAUUGGCCAACUCUUCCGCAACCGGUUCCGGGGCAGCCAGUUUAUCGUCGUGUCGCUCAAGGAAGGGCUCUUUACCAACGCCAACGUGCUCUUCCGCGCGCGCUUCAGGGACGGCACCAGUCUCGUCGAGAGGACCGUCAAUGCCAACCGCACCACCACCGCCGCCGACGAGGUGGACAAGGAGAACGCCAACCCGAACGCGGCGCCGCGCAAGAGGGGCAAGGCGGCCGGGGGCGCGGGUGGCGCGGGCGGACGUUUGGUGGCGGCGUAA